CGUUAGGUGGAAUUCGACGUGUCUCGUAAGAGGAAUACGCGCGUGACAAACGUACGCGGUAGCGACGACGAACGCGAAGAAAAUAUCGCGCCAAGAUUUUUAUCGUAUGGAAUUAACAUAAAAACAUGGAACUCUCGAUGGCGAUUUUAACGAAAUAUCGCGAGCCAAAACGCGAGUCAUCGUCAUCGCGGAAAUUAAAAGGACGCGCGUGCAUGCGUUUUGCUUUCGCUUUCACCUUCUCCGGAUACUCGUUUAAGUAAGCUACGCUUGCGUGAGUGUAGCCGAUGCCUGUCGCUCUGAUCAAUCGUUUUUCGACAAUCCUGUUGCCAAAGCGAGAAUAGCAAAUUGUCGCCGUUUACUCGCGUCGAUCGUUAAGAAUCGUUCGAACGAAAGGAUACGAUUUGUACUGGAAUUUCGUCUACAGCGCGUCUGGCGUACUUGAUAAAUUACAAACUUUUUUCGUUCAACCGCUUCUUUAGCCGAGUUACAACAGUUCGAUGUUUGCAUCGUCGUUAAAAGUAGCUUGUACAGCUGUCCGUAUCAGUUUCUGGCAGCUCGAUGUCGAGGUGCAAGGACCUAUGGAGAUGACGUCCUCUUCUACCUGCUGACGUAAUUCCGGAGGAUGCAUCGCAGGAUGUGGCUGCAGCAGACGUUUCUCUUGCUGCAAAUGGUUCACCUGAUCGCUUGGGCCAGUCUUGAAAAUACAGGCCUGUCCGACAGAUUGGAAAACGUGACGCAAACUAUAUCGCGGAUACUCGAUGGUUACGAUAUUCGAUUGAGGCCAAAUUUCGGCGGAGAGCCCCUGUUGGUUGGCAUGGACCUUACGAUCGCGAGCUUCGAUGCAAUCUCGGAAGUAAACAUGGAUUAUACGAUAACGAUGUAUUUAAAUCAGUAUUGGAAGGACGAGAGACUGGCGUUUUCUCAAGAAGAGGAGGUUCUCACUCUCAGUGGAGACUUUGCGGAAAAGAUUUGGGUUCCAGACACGUUUUUCGCCAACGAUAAAAACAGUUUCCUACACGACGUGACCGAGCGCAAUAAACUCGUUCGGUUGUCCGGAGACGGAUCUGUCACUUAUGGCAUGAGAUUCACGACGACCCUGGCCUGCAUGAUGGAUCUGCACUACUAUCCGCUCGAUUCGCAGAACUGCACCGUAGAGAUCGAAAGCUACGGAUACACUGUGCUGGACGUGGUAAUGUAUUGGAAACAAACGCCGGUCCGUGGUGUGGAAGAAGCGGAACUGCCACAAUUCACGAUAAUCGGUUACGAAACGAACGAUCGUAAAGAGAGGCUGGCCACUGGUAUAUACCAGAGAUUAUCGUUAAGCUUCAAACUUCAAAGGAACAUCGGAUACUUCGUUUUCCAGACCUAUUUACCUAGUAUCUUGAUCGUGAUGCUAAGCUGGGUCAGUUUUUGGAUAAAUCACGAAGCAACCAGUGCUAGAGUAGCUCUCGGUAUAACGACAGUCCUUACAAUGACCACGAUAUCCACAGGUGUACGUAGUUCACUGCCACGUAUCAGCUACGUGAAAGCUAUCGACAUUUACUUAGUAAUGUGUUUCGUUUUCGUGUUCGCUGCUCUCCUCGAGUAUGCAGCGGUCAAUUACACUUAUUGGGGCGCCAGAGCCAAGAAAAAGACAAAAAAGAAAGAAACCGACGACAAAAAAGUAAUUCACUCGAAAUCAGGAAGCAAAACAAGUUCUCCUUUUCCUGGCUCAACGGAAGCGGACAUAAUAGAGCUUCAAGAUCUCAGAAUGUCUCCCCUGCCAAGUAUCAGAAACAGAUCAGGCCUAGUUAGUAGUAGUUCGACGCCUGGAACCGGAAGAGAACAUGAUCCGGCCAAGUUUCCUCCUAGCUUUCGAAUUUCCAGAGUCGCGGCCUACAAUACAUAUGGGAGAAACGCUGGCCUCAGAUACAGAGGCCCUAAACAACAUAAACCUAAGGUACUACACGCGAUACGGAGAGGAGCAUCCGUAUUGCGCGUGUCGAUGCCGAAGAUCAAAGACGUGAACAUUAUCGACAAAUAUUCGAGAAUUAUAUUUCCAGUCAGUUUUAUGCUGUUCAAUGCCAUUUACUGGGUAUUCUAUUUCCUCUGAGCCUAGCCGUCGCAACAGUCUCACGCCAUCUGCCGUACGAAGAAAGAUAAAAAAAAAAAAAAAAAAAAGAAAAAGGACCAAUCCAUAAACGAGAAUUUCCAAGAAUCUCAAUGAAAAGGAAAUCAAUUCUAUUUGAACUUGAAUCAAAUUUCGAAAUUAGAUUCCGAAUAGAGUCGACGUUCGGGCCACGAUUGAAAUCGAAAUCUUCGUCAUUUUCGAUCGAAGGGAGCAGGUAUCGAAAGUACUGAAUCGAAAGCUGCCAAUAUUUAUCGACGAGGAAAUAUUUUCAAGGUAUAUCGAUUUAUAAUCUUGAGACAUAAUAAUAUUUUAGAAAAUACGUUCCUAUUCGAUAUUUCAAUUCGAAUGGAUUGCAGUGCGCGGUGCAAAUGGUACUGUUAUUCGAGAAUUUUUUUUAAAUAAGGUCAGCUGGAAAGAUCAUUUAAAAAUCGAUAACUUUUUUUUACCUGUCAUUUACAAAUCGAGCAAUUAACGGUUCAUCUAAAACAAAUUGAGGUUGCAACGAAAACCAGAGACCGUACUUCGAAAUUAAAAAAUCGUUAACUCCCGUAAUUGUUGCUGGUAUCGGUAUCUGAUGGUAUUUCCACCCAAAUCGAGAAAAGUCGUUAAACCAACAAAAAUCGUUCGAAAUGAGAGAAGCGUAAAUUUUAGAAGCAUAUAUCAUAAAUUAGAGUAGUUCUCGAUUAAAACUUACUGUAGGUAAAAGAUAUCGUCACUGUUGUCGUCGAUAAUGUCGGUAUUUCCCAAAGCGUGUCUCAUACAUGUUAUCAUACGAGGUUAUCUUAAAACUAUACAGUAGGACUCCGUUCAUAUGAACUUGUGGAGGGACAAGUUGGUUCGGAUAACCAGAUAUUUUAUAUAAUAAUCUACUAGUAAAUCGAUGCUUGUCUUUCCUUUUAAGUCUAAUUUGUUCUACCAUUUUGCGAACGAUAUCUUAUCGUUAGACGUUCGAAUAAGUCGAUCGGCACUCGACGUUGGUUGAGACGAUAGUUAGCGCUACUACAAUUCCAUGUAUAUGAACGGAGUUCCACCGUAUCUUCAAAAUUUUUACUUUCGAUAAAUAAAUAAUACAAAAUAAAUAAUCGCAACGAUUGUAAAUAUUUUUAUUUGUACGUCAACAUCUUUCGAUACAUGUACCAUACACGACUAUCGAAAUGAACGUAUACAUUUUUUCACGUGACUGUGUAUAUGUAUACGUACAUUACAAUGUUAUAUACAUAUACAUGGCUUAACAAUCAAUAAUCCAAUUGUUGAUAAACAUUUGUUCAUUUACACGAACGACGACAGUCUUUAAUACGUACACGAAAUUAGACUUAAUCUUCCGUUCGUUGGUAAAAUGUAUGAAUUCGAAAAAGUUUAGUUCUCCAUUCCUGCAACGUUAAUUAUAAAACAUCGAUUCGAGAAAUCGUCAUACAGCUUACACUCUCUAUAUUUUCGACGAUAAUAAGUAAAAAUUGGUUUGAGAAAAAUUCCCAUACGUCACAUACAGCGCACUAUUUCUCAAUGUAGAACGGUACAGGCAUGGUAGUUGUAAAUGGAAAACGAAGAAGGAGAAAGAACAGAACGGAAAAAGUAUUUUCGGUAUCAUUAGUCCAAAGCUGAAGAAAUCGUUCGAGCUUUAAUUUGAACGGUGAGAACGGCGAGAAAAGAUGAUCUAACGAAUGUGAGUACGCGUGAGUGAGAAGAGAAAAAAAACUGUCUUUUUCUAGGGAAUAUUUUUCUGAAACAUUGAAAAUGCGAUCCUUAUAGAUUGCGCGUGGUAAUGCUAAUUAUUUUAAUAUAAAUCGUAUCUGUAAUUUUAAGGCAAAUUAAAUUUAGCGACUUAAACAACUA
Bombus huntii is the source of this 3943-nucleotide messenger RNA. RefSeq names its product gamma-aminobutyric acid receptor subunit beta-like (gene Lcch3). Lineage: Eukaryota; Metazoa; Arthropoda; Insecta; Hymenoptera; Apidae. Gene Ontology annotation, cellular component: neuron projection; membrane; GABA-A receptor complex. Bases 623 to 2092 code for a protein of 489 amino acids. Gene Ontology annotation, molecular function: GABA-A receptor activity; extracellular ligand-gated monoatomic ion channel activity; neurotransmitter receptor activity. Gene Ontology annotation, biological process: nervous system process; chemical synaptic transmission; signal transduction. The record is from RefSeq and is a predicted model, not a curated record. The transcript is spliced from 10 exons.